Hevea brasiliensis (rubber tree) is the source of this 885-nucleotide messenger RNA. Its product is annotated as 60S ribosomal protein L9. Bases 87 to 671 code for a protein of 194 amino acids. Gene Ontology annotation, biological process: cytoplasmic translation. The record is from RefSeq and is a predicted model, not a curated record. Gene Ontology annotation, molecular function: rRNA binding; structural constituent of ribosome. Gene Ontology annotation, cellular component: cytosolic large ribosomal subunit; ribosome. NCBI's taxonomy places the organism in Eukaryota, Viridiplantae, Streptophyta, Magnoliopsida, Malpighiales, Euphorbiaceae. The transcript is spliced from 3 exons.
GGACGUUAGGGUUUUGCUAUAUUUGGAGAGGGAGAUAGAGCAACAGAGACGCCGCUUCCUCUAGAGUUUUUGAAGGCUUGAGGAAAAUGAAGACUAUACUCUCCUCUGAGACUAUGGACAUACCCGAUGGGGUUAAGAUCAAGAUCAAUGCCAAGGUCAUAGAAGUGGAGGGUCCUCGAGGUAAGCUCACCCGCAACUUCAAGCAUUUGAACCUCGAUUUCCAUCUCAUCAAGGACGAGGCUACCGGAAAACGCAAGCUCAAGAUAGAAGCUUGGUUUGGUUCCAGGAAGACCAGCGCCGCCAUUCGCACUGCCCUCAGUCAUGUUGAGAAUCUCAUCACCGGUGUCACCAAGGGCUAUCGCUACAAGAUGCGAUUUGUCUAUGCUCACUUCCCCAUCAACGCCUCCAUUACUAACUCAAACAAUGCCAUUGAGAUUCGCAACUUCCUUGGCGAGAAAAGGGUCAGGAAAGUUGAUAUGCUUGAAGGUGUAACUGUUGUUCGUUCUGAUAAGGUUAAGGAUGAACUUAUAUUAGAUGGCAAUGACAUUGAACUAGUGUCUCGAUCGGCUGCCUUGAUAAACCAGAAAUGCCAUGUUAAGAACAAAGAUAUCAGGAAGUUCCUUGAUGGUAUCUAUGUCAGUGAGAAAGGGACUGUUGUUGAAGAAGACUGAGGAGACUAGAUUUUGUUUGUUUAUGUUUUCUUUGUUUAUUUUCCCUGGUUAUUGUGAUAUCUUUUUGUUUUAUGUUAUUAUUUCAAAAAUUUUCUAUCAUAGAACGUUGGAUAUCUAUGAUUUUGGGUUAGUUUAGUUGGAACUGAUACACCUUACAUUCUAAUCGUUUUGUUGUUGGUGUCGAGUGAGAAUUUUUACAGAAAACUUUUAUGCA